AUGAACAAAUUCGUGAAAACUAGCCGGAACCCCAGCAAUUUGAAUGAUUCAUCUGCCUCAACCGCAGAUCCGGGGCAGGGAAACCCUCCGUCGAAUAAUUUAUGGAUCGGAAACGUUUCGUCGGAAGUGUCGGAGUCAGAAUUGAAGGCGCUGUUUGAGAAGCAUGGAAAAGUGGAUAGCGUGACUCUGUACCCCGGCCGGAACUACGCCUUUAUGUACUUCAAGGACAUUGAGGCCGCCAAAGGUGCAAAACAGCGCCUACAAGGAUACGUCCUCCGUGGAAUCCCGUUGAAAAUUGAGUUCGCAAAAUCGGCUAAACCGUGCAAGAGUUUGUGGAUAGCUGGUGUCAGCCAAUCUGUUUCUAAAGAAGAACUGGAGAAGGAGUUCUCCAGAUUUGGUAAAAUCCAGGAGUUGAGGUUCCUCAGGGACCGAAGCACAGCGUAUGUUAAUUAUAUCCAAUUGGAAGAUGCUUCUCAAGCAUUGAAAAGCAUGAAUGGGAAACAAAUCGGCGGUGAUCAUAUUCGUGUUGAUUUUCUUAGGUCACAUUCUUCUAGAAGAGAGCCGGACUUGGAUGCAAGAGAAGGCCCAUUCCCUAGCAGGAAUUUGGGGCCUCCUGAUUUGCAGUGGAUGGCACAAGAUUCCAUGCAAAACUUCAAUGAGCACAACCUUAUUGGGUCCAUGAGAGAACAUCAAUUCAUUACUCCAGGAGCUCGACAAGGAGACUUACAACUUACGAAAGUCCUAUGGAUAUGUCACCCUCCUUCUGUUAUUCUUGAAGAAGAAAUGAUUCACAAUGCCAUGAUACUAUUCGGUGAGAUCGAGUGGAUAAAGAUACUCCCUGACAGGCAUUGUGCCUUUGUUGCAUUUAGAAGCAUUGAAGAAGCUAGACGUGCGAAAGAGGGAUUGGAAGGCAAGCUCUUUAAUGAUCCCAGGAUUUCAAUCGAGUAUUCGAGAAGUGAACCAUUACCUGGAAAAAACUACAUGAGUCAUUAUCCUGGAAUGAAAGAGCAUGUUCAGGACCUUCCAUUUCCAACUGUUCAGAUGGAUGUUCUUAGUCACAACCUCCCAAUCUUAGCCCAUAACAAUCCUAGACAUCUAGUAUCCCUCGGAAUUCGUGGACCUGAUAUAUAUACGAGACCCUUGGGUCCUAACACUACCUUUGAGCCUACACUUUCACAUCCAGAGUUUGUUGACAUGGCGGAUUUCCAUAAAUUGCAGAACCCUACUCCCCAUGCUCUGGUUGGGGGACCAAAUUUGAGAAGGUUGUCUCCAGCACCUGGGUUCGUCCCUUCUCCUUCAGCCAUUUUAAAACCAUCAAAUAGAUCUACUUCUGAUUCAUGGAACGUGUUUGAUACUAGUCAGCUUCAAAGAGAAUCGAAAAGAUCAAGGGUUGAUGUCCCUUUCCCUGCUUAUGAUACUUCGUUUCCUCUUACAAGAACAGAACAACGUGGAUCGGAUGAUCUGUUGGGUAAACUAGGUCCUAGCGGAGCAUCUGUUUCUUUAGGAAGGGUCACAACUAGUGGACUUGGACAGCGCCAUACUGAGAGUGAUUACAUAUGGCGUGGAAUUAUUACGAAGGGUGGAUCACCUGUUUGUCAUGCUCGCUGUGUUCCUAUCGGAGAAUGGGUUGGUUCUAAGAUUCCUGAAGUGAUUAAUUGCUCAGCAAGAACUGGAUUGGAUAUGCUAGGCAAACACUAUGAUGAUGCCAUUGGAUUUAACAUAGUGUUCUUCUUGCCCGACAGUGAAGAAGAUUUUGCAUCGUAUACAGAGUUUCUGAGAUAUCUGGGCUCCAAAGACAGGGCAGGUGUCGCAAAAUUUGAUGACGGCACCACGUUGUUUUUAGUGCCUCCAUCUGAUUUCCUUACCAAAGUUCUUAAAGUUGCUGGCCCCAAACGUCUUUAUGGAGUAGUUUUAAAAUUUCCUCGAGUUGAAUCUGGUAUAUCGUCCAUGAACUCCCAGGCAGUUCAGCCUCCAUAUGUGGAUUCAGAACAAGCAACUUCCUUGCACACUGGAUAUGCUGCGACACACCAGGAGAAAAGGGACGUGGAGAAGGAUUAUCCCAGGGGUUUUCACAAAGAUUCGGAUGUUCCUCCAAAUACGUCUGUUUCGUUGACAAGUAAUUCUUUUCCUGCACCAUCUGUUCCACCAAUUAAUACUGCAGCAGCAUCCACAGCUGGAGUAGCUUUGACUCCUGAACUGAUUGCUACCCUUGCAUCUUUCCUACCUGCCAACAAUAGUUCUUAUUCAGAAAUUGCAUCAAUACCUGUAACAUCCUCUAAGCAAGGGGGUUCUACAUCAAAAGAUGCUGCUGUUCAUGAUACUGGGAUGGCACAUUGGACACAUGAACAUCAGUCCUUACAGCAAACUGGUCAUCUUGUGCAACAGCUGGGUAGCCAAGUCACCAGCCAUUCACAGCACAUGCCUCAAGGGCAGUCUCUUUCUACACUAUCAAAUGUGCAAAACCCUUUUCAUCAAGGGGCCACAGAUUAUAGACAAAUGCAUGGUGGCAAUAUGAAUUUUCCACCUCAAGGAACUGUUUCAUCUAGACAAAUGGCCUCUGUACUUCCUUCUCAAAGUGGAUCAGUUGUGGGGGAUCUGGAGGUUGAUCUACAGUAUCAACCUGGAAGUUCUCACGAUGCCUUGAUGGGCCGCAGGGUAGAUCAUGGAACCGAUGCUCUAAGGUUGUAUAAUACUUCGGCAGUUCAGCAACCCUUGUAUCCCAUUCCAUUAUCCAAUCAGGUUCGGGACACCGGUAUUUCCCAGCCCCAUGUGGUGCCACAGGCUUCCCAAGUCGAGUACACAAAUCAAGGUCAGCAGCUUCAGUCUACUCCAUAUGGGGUGACUCAGGAAAGUGCUGAAUCUGAGGCAGAUAAAAAUGAGCGCUACAAGACAACUUUGCUCUUUGCAGCCAAUCUCCUUGCUCGGAUACAUCAGCAACCAGGUAAUCAAGCUGGUCCUGGUGCAGGGAGUCAAUGA
Messenger RNA from Fraxinus pennsylvanica, 2976 nucleotides. The record is from the annotation of a GenBank genome assembly. Lineage: Eukaryota; Viridiplantae; Streptophyta; Magnoliopsida; Lamiales; Oleaceae.